Messenger RNA from Drosophila willistoni, 1574 nucleotides. RefSeq names its product homeobox protein aristaless (gene al). Gene Ontology annotation, molecular function: DNA-binding transcription factor activity, RNA polymerase II-specific; RNA polymerase II transcription regulatory region sequence-specific DNA binding. The record is from RefSeq and is a predicted model, not a curated record. The transcript has 5 exons. Gene Ontology annotation, biological process: regulation of transcription by RNA polymerase II. NCBI's taxonomy places the organism in Eukaryota, Metazoa, Arthropoda, Insecta, Diptera, Drosophilidae. Bases 404 to 1531 code for a protein of 375 amino acids.
CAGAGCCCGGUCACUGUAUUUUGUCGACGCGCUCGGUUUGCACAAAAGAGGAAAAGAAACGAAGAAAAGAUUUUCGUUUUUCGGUGUGAAAAGUGUUUGAAUUGGUGUCAAGGUGUUAACUACUUAGAAUACUACAGGCAAAUACUUGUAUACUAAAUAUACAUAUCUACAAAUUAUAUAUAUAUUGACUGACUUGAGAAGAAUAACUAAAACAAGAUUGAUUGACAGAGUGCACAAAAAGAAAAAAACCGUCGGCAAGUUCCUAUUCGUGUGGUUGGCACAGCAAAAGGCAAAGCUCUUUGGACCUAUUUUUUAGAUCUACACAACAGAAAAUAAAUCUAGUGCAAUUCUACCAAAACGAAGAAGAAGCUGCCCGACAGAUAGUGCCCACUCUGGUUGGAUUAUGGGCAUAUCGGAGGAGGUCAAGCUGGAGGAAUUACCGCAAGAAGCUAAAUUAGCACACCCAGAUGCUGUCGUGCUGUCGGCCACAGCCUCCGGGGUAGGUUCGGCGGUAACGGCGCCCAGCGGCGCCAGCGGCGGUACCAACAGUCCCAUUUCGGAUGCCAACAGCGAUUGCGAGACCGAUGAGUAUGCGCCGAAGCGGAAGCAGCGACGCUAUCGGACCACCUUCACCAGCUUUCAACUGGAGGAGCUCGAGAAGGCCUUCUCACGCACCCAUUACCCCGAUGUGUUUACGAGAGAAGAACUGGCUAUGAAAAUUGGAUUAACUGAGGCGCGCAUUCAGGUUUGGUUUCAAAAUCGUCGCGCCAAGUGGCGUAAACAGGAGAAGGUUGGUCCCCAGUCACAUCCAUAUAAUCCAUACCUGCCCAGCGGCGCCGCCAGCAUGCAAACAGUGGUCGGUGCCGCCCUACCGCCCAAUCCCUUCACCCAUUUGGGUUUCCAACUGCGCAAGCCAUUCGAUGCUCCAGCAAAUUUGGCUGCAUUUCGCUAUCCUCACUUGUCGGCGGCGCCAAUGAUACCAUCCGGUUACUUCAAUCAGUUCCAAAGGGCUCCACCACAUAUGUUACCGCCUGGCAUGGCCGGAAUGUACUCUCCCUCGAGCUCCUUUCAAUCGCUUUUGGCCAACAUGGGUGCAGUUCCUCGAGCACCGCCAAUUGGUUUGGUAGGCAAACCGCCAAUGCUAGUCGGUUCCCCGGACUUGCACUCGCCCAAUCAUUUGCUGGCAUCGCCCCCGACUUCACCUGUAUCCGGUGUAGUGCAAGCACCGCAACCGCCACCCUCAGUGGCCCAGGCCUCACAGUUAUCCCCCCAGCAACUGGUUGGGAUAUCACUUACACAUCAGGCUCCUUGCGGUUCACCCACACAAACUGCUCCCGUGGCAUUGACCCUGGCCCAUUCACCGCAGCGACAAUUGCCGCCGCCGCCGCCUCCAGCGCCAGCACGAUCUGUUACACCGCCCGAGGAUCGACGUACUUCAUCGAUAGCUGCCCUUCGCCUGAAGGCACGAGAACAUGAACUGAAAUUGGAGCUGUUGCGCCAAAAUGGCCAUGGCAACGAUGUGGUUAGCUAGCUAAAAAACAAAAAACACAAAAAAAUUGUUUAUAUUGACAAAA